This is a messenger RNA of Parnassius apollo (apollo), 558 nucleotides long. Lineage: Eukaryota; Metazoa; Arthropoda; Insecta; Lepidoptera; Papilionidae. The record is from the annotation of a GenBank genome assembly.
AUGGGCGGAAGGUGUGAAGUAUGCAGAGCAAAUAUAAAUGUUACUCAAAAACUAAUAAAAUUCACACAAUGUUCGCAUAACUACCAUUCAGAGUGCAUAAAUUUUAAUAAUGAUACUGCUUUAAUAUCUGAAUGGAAGUGUCCCGCUUGCACUGCUUCUUGUCGAAAAGGUGAUAAUUACAGUAACACUCCGAUACGAACUAAUAAGUCUCCUUCCAACAUCGUUUACGAUAAAACUACGUAUAGACAAUCAAACAAAAGUUCUGACCAGCCUACAUGUAUCACUGGGACUAGUAGUUGCCAAACAUAUAUUUUGGAAUUAAUUUAUAGCAUAGAGUUACUGUUAGACAAAAAACUCAGUGCUAUAAAAUUCGAUAUAAUUCAAGAGUUGAAAUUAUCACUUAUCACUGAAGUAAAAAAUGAAAUAACUAGUAACCUUAAACAGCUGGAAGAAUCGCAUAAUAGUUUGCUGAAUGACUACAACAAUCUUAAAAGUAAUUUUGAAAAACUUCAACAAAAUAUCCAGAAUGGCGAAAUGAAACUGGAUGUGCGCAAAUAA